AUGGCAGCACACUUAGUUUUCGGACUACUCUGGUCGGUCAAUCUGGCAUGGGCAGCGACUCCAGGAGAAAUCCAAAAUUACCUCAAAACUCAACUAUCCUCUAGCUCGGAAGUUGUACUUUCUAGUUCUCAGGCCUACACAACCGAGAUCAAGCAAAGGUGGGACGCCUAUGAUCCGCCAUCCUUUGUUGUGGUUGUAAAGCCUGCUACUGCCAAUGAUGUCGCGACAAUCGUCCGUUACACUUCAAGCAACAGCAUCCCAUUCAUGGGAACAGGUGGCGGCCAUGGUUAUACCACGACUACUAGCGCCCUGAAGAACGGAAUCAACAUAGAUCUCAGUGGCUUCAAGGAGGUAUCAAUUGAUUUUGCAGCAAGCACAAUGACCAUUGGCGGCGCUGUCACCUUUGUAGAGGUUCUGAAUCCCACUGGAUCCUGCUCAUGCGUUGGAAUGGUUGGCGCUACCAUAGGUGGCGGUAUCGGCGUCCACCAAGGUCUUCAUGGUUUGAUCAUAGACGCACUCCAGUCGGUGACUGUUGUGACCGGAAAUGGGGAUGUUAACUUCGGUCUCAUAACCUCCGCUACUUACAAACUACAUGACCAGACCAACCGCGGCCAGGCUUUGAACGGCGAUUUCCUUUCCCAAGUCAGCGCGAAUGCUACUAUUUUCAACGCCCUGAAGUCUUUCACUCGGAACCAGCCUGAUGCUUUUGCCGUUACGAGCGCCAUACAAUACUCGCACACUUUGAACACGGUCGUAACAAUGGUUAGUGCUGUAUAUGUAGGCCCAGAAAAGGAUGGGAGAAAGAUCCUUCAGCCACUACUCUCGGUCAAAGCUUUCAAGUCCAAUGUGACCAUGAUUCCAUACAACCGUCUUCCUCAACCAGCAUAUGACAUGAAUUUGUAUCCGUAUGAUGUUGCAACUUAUCAGAAGACGCUUGCUGCGUAUAUUGAUUUCUAUGCCACAACUCACCUGGCGACAUCAUACAUGGUCACGGAGAUUUUCCCUACUAGAGUCUCACUCAGUAUACCAGACGAAGCGACAACGUAUCCGUAUCGAGCCGCAAUGGCGUAUCUCUUCAGCGGCUUCACAACGGAUGCACAAACAUCCGCUAUCACGAAGUUCGCGAAAGAGAUACGUGGAGAUUUUGCAAAGCUCAACGGCGCAAAGGGGCUCGAGGUCUACGUUAACUACACACAUGGCGAUGAAGGUCGUAAUGCUUAG
Molecule: messenger RNA, 1221 nt
Organism: Bipolaris victoriae FI3
Lineage: Eukaryota; Fungi; Ascomycota; Dothideomycetes; Pleosporales; Pleosporaceae
Exons: 7
Coding region: 1-1221 (406 amino acids)
Molecular function (GO): FAD binding
Source: RefSeq, a predicted model, not a curated record